GUAGUCCUGACAAUCUGACAUCGAACGCCGGCCAUGAUUGCACACGAUUCAUCAUGUGCAAAUUACCAAAUUCAACGUUUUUGAACGUUCUCAAGCGUGUUCCGUCGUUUGAAAUCGUAGUUUCAUCGCGCUGACAUUACUAAGUAUAUAAACUUGCGAUCGUUCCACUCCUAACAUCCGUGAAGUGACCAUCUGCGUGAGUGAACGUGUGCUGGAACCCCCGCAUCUUCAACUACGAAAGCUUUAUCAGUUCAUAAAUUUUGUGUUGCCAGAAAGCCUCCCGUCUCUUCAAGGCUGAUCUGACUGUGAGAUAUCGUUAGCACUGCAUUUAGGAGGUACCAGCAUCUCUGAUUGGAAUAAAGAUUACCUAUGACAAACUUCCUUGGAAAUAUAAGUCACAAUGUUUCUUGAUCACUGGAAGAGCCCUCGCAGUUGAUUUCCGUCCAUCGUUUCAGUGUGCCUGAUCAUCCCAUCUUACACUAACACAGAGUCGUAUCAAAUGUGUCAUCAGAGAAGGACUUGAAAUUGAAUGUUAAGAUGACCACCUGCGAUCAGCUAUCCUCCAAAGAUUCUAACUCCACAACUAUCACUAUCUUUUCGUUAAAUUGUUGGGGCAUAUUCCUCCUUUCCAAGGAUCGAGUCCCACGAAUGCAAGCAAUCGCUGCGCACUUGGUCGAGAAGAAGUAUGACUUUGUCUGUUUGCAGGAAGUAUGGGUUGAAGAUGACUUCCAACUAAUUAAAGAGGAAACGCAGAACAUCCUACCGUAUUCACAGUACUUUUACAGUGGGUUUGUGGGCUCUGGAGUCUGUAUUUUCUCUCGCUGGCCAAUCAAGGAAGUGCUUUUUCAUCAGUGGCAACUGAAUGGUUACUUCCAUAAAGUCAUGCAUGCAGACUUUUUUGGCGGGAAAGGUAUCGCUUUCAUUCAAUGCGUCAUUAAGGGAAUCAAAAUCAACAUUUAUUCUGUACAUCUCCACGCAGAGUAUAGUACACACAGUGAUGAAUAUUUAUGCCAUCGAAUCAUUCAAGCAUUCGACCUGUCACAAUUUAUUCGAAUCACAUCUCAAAAUGCUGAUUUGGCGAUCCUGGCCGGUGAUUUGAACUCCCAGCCAUCUCAGCUCAGUUACCAAUUGAUACUUACCAACAGUAAUAUGUGUGAUGCUUCUGAACAGGCUAAUGAAUCGGAGCUAGGAACUUUCAACCAUACAAGGAAUAGCUACAGGAAUCUGAAGUAUCAAGUAGACCAAAAGAUUGACCACAUACUGUAUAAAAUAUGUUCGCCUCACAAGGUUCAGUUCCUUUCGUAUGCACAGCCUCUCUCUGAUUUAGUCAGCAACGAGAGUUUUAGUCAUUCUGAUCAUGAAGCAAUCACCGCCACCUUCCGGCUUUCUCAGCCAUCUGGAGACUUUUCUGAUUCAUUUGUUGAGGAAGAGAACAAGCUCCAGCACGAAUAUUUGGAGGAAGCGAUAAUGAUCUGCGAAUCAGCCCUCAGAAAACUGAACAAAGACAAAGCAUGGUAUUACGGAGCUGUCACUGUGAUCUUCAUCGCUCUACUUCUAGUCUACCAGACGGAACUUCCGUUCACGUACAUCAAAGUUUUCAAUAGUUUACUCUUUAUUUCGGCCGUAUUCAUUAUAUUUUUUGGCUUCAUGGCCUUGUUUUGGACCACGAUGGAAUCCAAUGGAAUCAAAAGUGGUUAUCAUUGUAUGAAAAUUGCUGCUAGUAGAACAGAGAAGAAGCAUCUAAGUUGAGUUGAAGGACAGGACAGCGUAAUGGCUCACUGCAGUGCAAAAGAUUAGAAAUGCAUGAGAUGAAGGCGCGUAAAAAAAUCCCUAGGCACAGGUCAUCCAAGGGAGACCAAGGGAUUUGCAGCUUAAGGGUGGAGCAGCUUGCGGAAGCAGCAGUACUAAAAAAAAUGAGGUGCAAUUAUUGUAAUAAUAGUUACGAUUCUUUGGGAGGGACACAGAGCAAAGCUUUAAAUAUGCUCAAAAUUUUCUUCUACGAUGUUCACAACUACACUUGACUGGAAAUGUCGGAAAUUUUGAAAAUUGGAUGUUUGUGAAAGAACCGUUCAUGACCAGAGAGUUAGGUUUUCAAAAGUCAUUGUGGUUCCUUUUUCCUCAGACGGUCAUAAUAUCCACUCAGAUUUAAGGCAGUUCUUGAGUGAAUCUACUUUUUCAAUGAUUUCAUAAGUUUUGAUACAAUGAAGUUAGUGCCAGAAACUUCCUUUUGUCUAGAUCAAAUUCUAAUUACAGCUAAGUGACAGAUAAAAGAGGUUUCUACUCGAAAUUGAUAGAAAUCUCCUUGCUUUCCCCAUCCUUCAGAUAAAUUCUCACUUUGAUUUGAGGAAAAUUUGUUUGAAAAUGUAUGGUUCACGAAAUAAGGGCAAUUUUCAGAACUUCUCGCUACCCUAUACUUACAUAUGGAAUUUGUGCCUGCCUUGGCACAAUGAAACACAUAUGUUUAUCCUUUUCCCAUUUUCAAACUCAUUCUAAAAAUGUAAGGAGGUCCUUCUUUUUUUAGACAUGCCUUACAUAAUUCCUAGAAUAUUAAAACAUUCCCAUUAUUUAACAGGACCUUUGUUAGCAUUGUCCAACGAAAGUCAAAAGUUACUAUUGAUCUUCUGUACGUUAUAGUGCAUUCUGAUUUAGUCAUAUUUUGUUGCUGGUCUCUGCACACCAACCACUUUGAACUAAAAGCUGAUUGUGUGGUGGUUGAAAUAAAUGAUAAAUAGGUACUUGAAAUUUGUAAAGAAUGGAUACUAGGAGCCGCCGGGUCGAUUGGAGAGACGCAAGCGUCGGUCUUUGGAUUUGAUGUGCUUUUCUUUUUAGUGUUUUUCCUGGUUGGGUUACUUACCCAUUAUUACUUCUUGAAAAUACGGAGUUUUGACCAACGAUUUUUUUUUUUGGCGUGUCCCUCUUUUUUGCCCUUUCAUGGACUAAAAACAUUACACGCUUUCCCCAGCAGCCCCCUUGCUGUCUUGCUAAUUAUGUUAUGUGGUACUUCCCCUUUUAAUACUCUCACCUGUAACAGAAGGAAAGAAAAAUUCAAAAUUUGUUGAGUAUAUUGUCGUGCUCUCUAUGAAAUAAUAGCCGUGUAAACUGGUGUCUUGCUGGUAGCAGAAUUUGAUGCUUUUGUGAGAAUGGUAGUGCAGAAUUUGUCAAACGGCAACCAACUCUCAAAAUCCCUUCUUUGUCCAGAAAAGGGUGCAGCAACCUAACACUGCUUGAAGAGAGAACCGUUCCAGACUUUCGACAGGUGCUCAAUUUCUUGAGAAAAUGUUUCUUCUCGAAUACAGCACAUGCGAAGGUGUCUUGAUUUUUCAAUCUCUACCAUAGACGGCAGUUUUGAGGAGCUUUCAAUCAUUUUUCUCUUGAUGCUGCCUCUUUUGGGGCAUUUGAUUUGAUUUUUGCAACGGCCAAUGAACGGUAAUAUUUAUGCAAAAAUUCGUAGUAUUUUGUUGAAACUAGAAUUUAAGAGGUCUGUUAUUUCAUCAGGCGUUUUUAUCAGUGCUGAGCAAAGAACAAUUUCUUCAUUUUCUUCCGAAUUCGGUGUCAAAAUUUUGGACUGAUCAGGUUAUUUUGAUUUGCCAGUAGAAGUGAAAUCUGAUCCUUCCCACCAAGUUUUUGAAAAUUUUAAGCUUUUAGCACCUGCUCCUCUUGAAAUUAGAUCUGCUGGAUUUUCCUUCGUCGGCACAUAUUGCCAAACAGCUUUCAGCUCUUUUGUUGCUGAUCCAAUGAAUAACUGUCAUUGAAUCCGUCCAAAGUACAAUUUUGUGCGACUUUAUUUGAACUGCUUCCUUUACUUUGUACGCAAGAUCAGUGUAGGGUUCUGGGAGUUUUACACUCCAGAGAUAGAGGAAUAAUAUCAAGUCAAAAUAUUGGUGAUGAAGAAAUUAUAAUGUUUGAAUCAUGAAAUUUUUAGAAUUUAAGAAUUGGUAUAAAAAGGUCUUAGUAAGUAAGAAAUGAAAAAUUAGCAAAAUAAGUCAAAAAUACUGUUCAUAACAAAUGGUUAAGUUUCAAGUUAAAUAAUCUUCAAGAAGUUCAAAAUUAUUGAGUAGAAAGUAAAUAAAAAGCACGUAUUUAAGGUGAAUCACACAUUUCAUUAGAAGUAAGUUAAAAGUUACGUAAGUAAUUGUCGGGUUUGCUAAAAUCAGGAUAUUUCAACACAGGAGCUGAACAUAAGAGUGUUUUUAACCUUUCGAAGCUUUCAUUUGUCUCCUCACUCCAUCGAAAGGGUUUAUCUUUCUUAAUCAAUUCAAACAAGGGCUUAGCUACUAUACUAAACUCAGGGAUAAAUUUCCGAUAGUAGGAGGUGGCUCCUAUGAACCGGCGUACACCUGUUACAUCCUUGGGAGGUGGCAUUUUGGCUAUUGCCAUUACUUUGUUUUCAUCUACUUGGAUGCCUUCCUUGCUAAGUUUAUGACCUAAAAAAAUGACGCUUCUUUUAUUUUCUUUGAGAUUUUGAAUUUUAGCACUAAGUUCAGUUAUCAUCGCAUGCAUAUCCUGAAUAGCUUGACUCAUAACUACUUGUUCCUGUGGCAUCGUUACGUGAUCUAACUUACUGGGUUUAAACAUAAAAUAUACACAACAAUAAAAUUCAAAAGAAAUAUAGAAAUAAGAAAAAUUCAAAUAAUUCAAAUAUCAAAUAUGAUUUCAAUUCAAAAUAAAUAUAAAAUUCAAAUAAUUUCAAAAUGAUUGCAAAAAAAAGAAAGAAAGGGGUUUCAGUGGAAUAGUCAGACUAUGCAAUUACACUCACGGUAGACAAACAAAUCGUGCGAUCCACAUUUGAGCCGAAGAUGGCUGCUUCACUUGAUGUCACACUAAUAGCGGGUAAUGAGGGAAUCUGUUUUUCCUUUCAGUGGCUGAAAACACUGCAACUUCUUCUCUGUUUACGCCAGAACGGUGAGGAGUUGAAACCGGGUUGCGUCGUCUUAAAGCGGUAGCGAAAGGCGAUGCGAAAUUGUUCGAAACUGCUUUAAAUCGUUGAAACGAAAGACACGAGAUUCGGUAAAAAGGCGAACACGUAUCUAAGCAGAUCCUUGCCCGACUGCGCCAAUAAAAUACAAGUCCCGAAAAAUAAACUUUAAAAGAUUUAUUUACGGAACAGGGAUCACACAUACAAUCAAAACAUACGAUGCAAACAAAGCACAGAAGGCUUGCUUGAACUCUCGAUGAAUAUGACUGAAGAAUGAAUGACGCUGCGGUCAAAGCUGAAAGUGUAUAUAUAGGGCUUCAUUAUCAAUAGAGGAAUAAUGACGUAAGAUAAAGUGACGCAUAUAAUUCUUGCGAGGCCCAAUUUUCUGCCGGCACGUUGCAGAGCUUAAGUUGAAGUUCGAGACGAUCAAAAUAGUCCGUGAUUAACUCAGGAGAAUUAAGCUCAAACGAAGGAGAAUUUGGUAGACGGCGUGGCUUUUUGCUGUAGGUUAACUUGAGCAAGUUGGGAAACCAAAGAAGUGAGUGCAGAAAGUUGCUGUUGUAGCGAUUGGAGAUCGCCGCAAUGGCCGUUAUCAGCAGUGUGCUCGUCCGGCAUCGCGAGGAAAAUAAUAAUAAUAAUAAUAUAUAGCUUUAUUUGUUGUUUUGUGCACAUGGCUUUUACAAAUGCGUCAAACUUUCAAAACAUAAAACAAGAAUAAAUAUAUAAAUAACGACAAUGAUUUCGACAAAAAGCAAACGAAACUCGUGGAGAAUUAACACGGGGACAAAGCCCAUGCUCCUGACUACUACACUCGCGGUUUCCUCGUUAUAUUAUGGUAUGUUAGUUAUGUAAUGUUACUCACUCCUUUAUUUUUUGGCGGAAAUUCUUCAAGGGUGUUGCCUGAUUUGACUCCACUGGCAGUUCCUCAAUCUAAAAAAUGCGUAACAUAAAUAGGAAUGAGGAAGCACUCCUUUAUUUUUUGGCAGAAAUUCUUCAAGGGUGUUGCCUGAUUUGACUCCACUAGCAGUUCCUCAAUCUAAAAAAUGCGUAACAUAAUUAGGAAUGAGGAAGCACUCCUUUAUUUUUUGGCGGAAAUUCUUGAAGGGUGUUGCCUGAUUUGACUCCACUGGCAGUUCCUCAAUCUAAAAAAUGCGGAACAUAAUUAGGAAUGAGGAAGCACUCCUUUAUUUUUUGGCGGAAAUUCUUCAAGGGUGUUGCCUGGUUUGACUCCACUGGCAGUUUCUCAAUCUAAAAAAUGCGGAACAUAAUUAGGAAUAAGGAAGUAGAAAGGAAUAUAUUAGUACAGCCGUUGAGUACUGAAAGAACUUGAGCUUUUUGGCAACACAUACCACCGCAAAAACAAUUUUUUUUAAACGGCCACCUCAUAUUUAAAGUAUUUCCGAUUCUACAUAUUCUGAAUAAAAAAGGGAAAAGCCUUGAAACAGUUAAAACUGACUUUUCUCAUAAUCUCCUUUUAUACUUCAAAGGUUGCAUCGAUUCGUCAGUGUGUUUGGUAUUAUUUAAUUUUUCUCAGCGCAUUUUUAUUUAAAUGGUUCUAGGCCAUAUAGUUUUUAAAAUUUGUUUGUGUAACCACGUACCUUGAGCCAAACUGUUUGACACGAUCACUGAGUUUACUGCAAGUUUCACCUUUCACAUAUUGAUAAGGGUUUUGUACUCACUUUUUCUUCCCGAUGGAGAUUGAUGUUUUACUUUCAAGCGAUGCGCAUUUCGAGCUUUACGCUCAUCUUCAGGCUACAAAUAGAAAACUUGUACCGCGGCGCGGAUACGCGUCAAACAACGAAAAGCUAAAAUACGAGCGCACAACCGCACAUUUGACCACUAUUGCUAAAAUUUUUAAAAUGUAUAUAAAUUGGUAUAAAAACGGCUGAAUUAAAAUGGCCGAUAAAAUGACCAACCAAAAUUUCAACUUUCACAUAUUGCUCGAAGGAAGACUUGGGAAUACCAUUUUUUUUUGCUAUGGUUUGAAGCCCUCGUUUGCCAGCUUCAAUGUAUUCAGCAACUGCCAAGUUGAUAGCAUCUUGCUCAGUCUGGCCUCUUUCGCUCUUCUUUUUGUGAUAUUGAGGCAUGUUCACAGAUCUGGAAUGCAAAAUAAUAAUGUAAAUUACAGGCAAGUUCUUUUAAACGUGUCCAUUAUGACAAUUACACAAGAAGAAAGCAGAGGAAACUUCACCGAGAAGCGUUGGAACACUUUUGUUUACUGUCCUAAUCCUCCUCGAAAAAAGUGUCCCAACCCUCCUUACUAGACUUUCGUGUCAACAAAUGAACAUAAUCUAAAUUCUUAUCUUUGCAGUGCCAUGGCACUUGGUGGAAAACAAACCAAUGGAAUACUCAGUGCAUUAGUGCAAUCGCGGAUUUCAUAGCUACAAACAAUUUUCAGUAACUGUAAAUUUACUAUAGUUUGAAAAAACACAGUAAAUGAAGGCCAAAACAAACAAACUUACCUUAUAUAGGACCGGCUUGAUGAAACAUGACCAAAACUUCAUAGACAGUGGGGGCCGAUGGGUAGAACAUAAAUUCACCAGUCUCAAGUCAUCACUACCAACCUAAAAAAAAAAAUCUCAAAUGUCCCAACCCUCCUCCAUCUCCCCUACACCGUACAAAGGUUUAAAAUUAGUGGUAAAAGGUAAAAAAUUAGUGUAACAAGAAGAGCAGGGGCUGCGUUACAAACUAAGGGAACCAAACAAGGAGCCGAAAGCUGAGUUGACACUCUGCAACUGAGCCAAAACUGGCGUCAACUAUGCCGGUGUUGUUACUGUAACUUCUGCAGUCCACGGAAGUUGCAGCAUUAUUGAUGAGCGUCAAAAGUUUUACCCAAUUUUCAAUUUUCCAAAUACAUUUACAAAUAAAAACUCACCCAAUUUUUCCAUAGUUUCAUUGUGUUUUCGUCUGCGGUGAAUCCGUAAUUGUUCUCGUUCUGCACUUCUAGCUUCUUUUCUUGCCAGCUCCCAGUCAAGGCCGUACAUAUGACCUGGUCCUCCUUUUUCUCUUUGCUGAAUCAAGAAUUGCUUGUCUUCCUCAAUUUUCAUGUCCUCUAGUGCAGAUGCAAGAGCAAUGUCGAACAAGUUGUCCAAGUUUUCAGUAAAUGCACUCCCAUUAGUGAUAUUACCAGGCAAAUUUCGGUUUUUACUUUUUUCGAGUUUUCGCCAAUUUUUAUACAGCUUCACCAACUUUUUUGCGCUGUGAUGGUCUUCUUUUAUUGGAAUCUGUGCUUUAUGCCAAACGGAAGAGGCUUCCUUUAUAACUAAAUUUGAACACUCAUCAACCGAUUUGAUUUUCACUGGCGGCAAAUAAAAAAAUAACACAUGGAGAACAUUGCCACUUUUCCGUUAUAGUCAUAAUGUAUGGAAAAAGGGAACUUUCGUAGAAACUCGUAGCAUCUGAAAUACUCAUGCUCUACCCCUUUGAAUACAAAAUCAGAGGUCUCCUCUAAUGCAUAUUUACUAGACUUUGAUGUUGGGGUCCCAGCAACUGAACAUGUACCUCAUAAUGGGGAAAAUAUGGCACAAAUUGUGGCAAAGAGUCAGCAAUUACAAGAAAAUCCUCCUAUUGAUGACAUAAUUGCACCGCUUGUCCGACACCCAAGAAAUCGAGCUUUGUCUGAGAGGUAAUAAAACCUCUUAAUCCGACAUCCCAGUUUAACCAGUGAAAAAUUUUAUUUAUGGCUAGGUUUCCUCACAUGUGCUUAGAAAUACUCAAUCGUUGAAAUUUUUCAGUUCAUUUUUUUAAAAUUUGCCCAUGAUUUUAAUUGCCACAAAAUUCAAAACUAGGAUGAGAGAGGGGAGGGUAUGAAACACAAGCUAGCUAGGGAUUUCAUUGCAUUCUACGCUGUCCUGUGUUUUCUUCUUGCCUGUUUUUGUGCAUUCACCGUCUUAAAGCAUUCUAUCAGAGAGAGAGGAGGUGGGUAUUGGUGGACCCCAAUACUUCCCCUCUUGAAGAUAUUUGCUUUUGAUUUGUUUAUGUCAUAGAGGUGAUGAGUUUUCAAAAGAGACUUCUCAUAAAAAUGUAUUCAAAUCCAUGCCUUUGUAUUGUAUCUUUCUUUUUCGUUUAGUGCCUCACGUAUGAUAUUUGUAUCAGAAUUUUGAUUAUUUUUUUUUCGUUACCACUUGAAUUGGUCUCCAUACAAUCUUGAAGCACACAAGUACUUCUCUCUUCAUAACAUAAUUCUAGUAUUAUAUAGAGCUUCAAGUUUUGUCCAAGUCAACUUCAACACUUGUUUACAUGGAAAAUUCCUUUCAAAUAAAAUAUAAGCACAUAAGCUUUAGUUAGUACAACAGUUUAAAGUCUUUGUAACAGUAUGAACAGUAUUCAACAUUUGUUUGUUAUUAGAUUUAGUUUGGUCUAAAGAUAUCCUUCCCACCUUCAUUAUUAAUGAUGAAUAUCAAAAAGUUUAUGCAACUUUUGCAGAUAGAAUAUCUGGUCCGCUAAAGAUACUAGUUUUUGUCACUGAUUCUAGUUUAAAGAAUAACAUUUUUUAUUUAUCAGCAUAAUUUUUGUUGGUAGUGCUGUUAUCCAAAUGUGUUAAAAACUACAUAACAAAGGAGACUUUUUUUGUUCUUACAUGUAUUGGUGCUUUCUCUUUUUUUCGCCCAGCUCUCAGACUUUUAAGGGGUGGAGACAAUUGUUACUCUGAGAAAUUUUAGGUCAUUAAAGAGAAAACCAAAGCUGCAAUUUAAACGGCAAGCCGUCUGGGAAACUCCUCAGAAGGCCUGAAGAGGUUGUCUCUUAUUAACCAACAGUUCCUGCCAACUUAUGUACGUAACCUGUCGAUCUGGAUAUGAUUACUCUGUUGUGGAAAUAGCAUUGGUUGUUUUUCCUCUCAAAAUUGGGUUCAUUUUAAUUUGCAAAGAAAGAAAGAAAGAAAGUAGAAAUAGUAGUAGUAAGAUAAGCUUACUUUAAAGCGGUGCUUUAUCAUCUAAGGCCAUUUACACCUCUGUGUGUUUACAUAGAAAUCAAGGUUACAUCUGUGAGAAUACAAAAGGGUUGAGGGGGAAGAAAGAAAGGAAGAAAGUAGUAGUAGUAGUAAAAUAAUUUUAUUUUAAAGCGGUGCUUUAGCAUCUAAGGCCAUUUACACCUCUAAAGAAGGCAGUAACAGUAAUAAAUUUACAUGGAAAAAGAAAGAAAGAAAGCAAGAAAAGAAAAGAAAGAAAGAAAAAAGUAAUUAAGUAGUAAGAAUUUAUUGUUUUUCUCAUCUCAAAUAAGCAAUUAUUUAUGGAAAUCCUCAAAUUUUAAAACAUUGGAGGGUAGGGAUGAGGGUGACUGGCUAUCCGUCUCAACAUUUUAUGGCAAACGAAGUCUUGUGUUAUUAUUUAAGGACUAAAAAUGUUGGCAUCAGAUGAUCAGGGGAAUUUGGGGGAGCUUACCAGCCAAUCAGAGGUGGCAUCCUUCCUGUCACUUAGAGUCAGGUUUGCCGUGCAGCCUGUCGAACACAUCGCAAUUUUUGUUUUCUCUUUGAGGCUCUUUUGAAAUUUAGUCAGAGUUACUUUGUCGGUUUGACUUAAAACAAAUUAUUUGUGAUAUAAAUAUGCACUAAUAAAUCCUUCACCAAUAGUUUUUUAUCAAAAUAUUGUUGUAUUGUAAAAAAAUUAUCAUUUGAUUAAAUAUUCCAAACGUU
Bemisia tabaci is the source of this 10547-nucleotide messenger RNA. It is a transcript of the gene nSMase, whose product is annotated as neutral sphingomyelinase. The record is from RefSeq and is a predicted model, not a curated record. Lineage: Eukaryota; Metazoa; Arthropoda; Insecta; Hemiptera; Aleyrodidae. Gene Ontology annotation, molecular function: sphingomyelin phosphodiesterase activity.